CCCGCGUCAGCGGAAGGGCCGCGCCGGGCCGGGCCGGGCCGGGCCGCGCCGUGCCGGGCUGCCGUAAGAUGGCCGCCCGCGAGGGCUGAGCGCCGCCCCGCCGGGGAGCCGCCGCCAUCGCCGCCAGGGAAAAAUGAGUGGUGGGUUGGCACCAAGCAAAAGCACUGUGUAUGUGUCCAAUUUACCCUUUGCUCUGACCAACAACGAUCUAUACAGGAUUUUUUCAAAGUAUGGGAAAGUUGUCAAAGUUACUAUUAUGAAAGACAAAGACACCAGGAAGAGCAAAGGAGUUGCCUUUAUUUUGUUUUUGGAUAAAGAAUCUGCACAAAACUGUUCUCGGGCACUUAAUAACAAACAACUGUUUGGAAGAGUAAUAAAAGCAAGUAUUGCCAUUGAUAAUGGAAGAGCAGCAGAAUUCAUUCGCAGGCGCAACUACUUUGAUAAGUCUAAGUGUUAUGAAUGUGGGGAAGCAGGACACUUAAGUUAUGCUUGUCCUAAAAAUAUGCUGGGAGAGCGGGAGCCACCAAAGAAAAAAGAAAAGAAGAAGAGAAAGAAAGUAGUUGAACCAGAAGAAAUUGAGGAGGAAGAAGAAAGUGAAGAGGAAGGAGAAGACCCUGCUCUGGACAGCCUCAGCCAGGCCAUAGCUGUCCAGCAAGCCAAAAUUGAGGAAGAACAACAAAGAUGGACACAGACUGCAGGGGAAUCUUCCAUUUCUGAUGACUCAAAACGUCCUCGGAUUAAGAAAAGUGCUUAUUUCAGUGAUGAGGAAGAACUUAGUGAUUAAAAUAAUAUUGUUUUAUAUGCAUAUAUAUAAUAUAUACAGUGUACAUUUUGUAAAUUGCAACAAAGUUAUCUGUAAUACAUGUUUUUCUUGGUGUUGAAGACACUGAAAAUCAUGUUGCAGUUCUACCCUCCCAGCUGAACAUCUCAUUUUUUGAUCUCUCUCAAUCUCUCUCUCUCUCUCCCUUCCACUAAGCCCCUUUCUGCCCUCAAGGCAGCUUUAUACAAGUUAUGUGUUUCUAUGCUUAAAUCCAGAAAAAUAUCAGGGAGAAUGCUUCCUGCAGGUAAUAUCUAGGCCUGAAAUGGGAGUAAAAUCUUACAUUAGAGGAGUUCUUAAGAGUUUUCCUAAGAGGACUUCCUCUUAGAUCACUGUUAGCACCUCUGAUGCUUUAUUAGUCCAUUUAUUGUCUGUUUGGAAGCAGUACUUUAGUAGUGUAUGAAUAAUCUUGCACUAGCUCUCUUCCUAGGGUUGAAUUUCAGCCUUAACUGUUGUAUUAGACUUUUAAUUCUUCAUGCAGGAAUACAAUAAAUUACUGUUACAUAA
This is a messenger RNA of Oxyura jamaicensis (ruddy duck), 1324 nucleotides long. It is a transcript of the gene ZCRB1, whose product is annotated as zinc finger CCHC-type and RNA binding motif containing 1. The record is from RefSeq and is a predicted model, not a curated record. The transcript has 8 exons. Gene Ontology annotation, cellular component: U12-type spliceosomal complex. Gene Ontology annotation, biological process: mRNA splicing, via spliceosome. Gene Ontology annotation, molecular function: RNA binding; zinc ion binding. The coding region runs from base 134 to 784 and encodes 216 amino acids. Lineage: Eukaryota; Metazoa; Chordata; Aves; Anseriformes; Anatidae.